Messenger RNA from Mercenaria mercenaria, 2217 nucleotides. Its product is annotated as anaphase-promoting complex subunit 10-like. Gene Ontology annotation, biological process: protein K11-linked ubiquitination; anaphase-promoting complex-dependent catabolic process. NCBI's taxonomy places the organism in Eukaryota, Metazoa, Mollusca, Bivalvia, Venerida, Veneridae. Gene Ontology annotation, cellular component: anaphase-promoting complex. The record is from RefSeq and is a predicted model, not a curated record. The coding region runs from base 152 to 712 and encodes 186 amino acids. The transcript has 4 exons.
CAGCCAAUCGGAGAGGAUGAUUCCUAUCACAUGGCCAGGAGGACCAAUCACCGACGAGCAGCAUCGCUUCACAACCAGACUCCAUUGUAUCAAUUUGUGUAUUCUUGCUUAUCCACCGAAAUCCAGGGCCAUCUGGGUAAACUAGUGUUCCAUGGCUACUAAGGUAACUGCUAGCCAAGACCUGGAUGUGUUUAAAGAGGAGAAAGAUGGUGUAUAUAGAGAAGUGGGUAACCAGGCAGUGUGGUCUCUGUCUUCUUGUAAAGCAGUUUUCAUGUAUGUACCAGGGUUUGGAGUAGAGCAGUUGAGAGAUGACUCAUAUGAUUCCUAUUGGCAGUCCGACGGUCCCCAGCCACACCUCGUAAAUAUACAGUUCCGACGUAAAACAACCAUAUACGAUGUCUGUAUAUAUACUGACUACAAAGCAGAUGAAAGCUACACACCAAAUAGAGUGUCAAUAAGAGCAGGAAGCCAUUUUAACGAUCUUGUAGAAGUUGAACAGAUAGAGUUCAGUGAACCUAUUGGCUGGAUAUCAGUGCCACUUAAAGACAUCAAUGGAAAACCUAUCAGGACAUUUAUGAUUCAGAUUGCUAUUUUAUCAAACCACCAAAAUGGUAGAGAUACUCAUGUCCGGAGAAUUAAGAUCAGAGCACCGGUGCAGAAGUGUCCAAAAUUCACCAGUUUAGAAUUUAAUAUGAGAGCUAAUCUUAGAUAGUAAAUAGAAAGUGGUAACACAUAAGUUUACAGUUAAAAAAAAGUCGGGAUCUUAGGGCUUCCAGGAUCUGAGGUUUUAAAGUGUAUUUUAUACUAUAAAGACAGGAGCUAGUGCACCAUGUGAUGAUAGAACUGAAAGUUAUGGGAAAAUGUUAGAAAAAAAUCUGUAAUGCAUAUUACACAGUAAUUACCACUAGAUACUGCUACUUGAAAGAAAUGCUAAAAAUACUGCUACUCAAAGAGAAAUGCUUAUUUCAGAGGUUAAUGUCUUGUCAGCAGUAAAUUUAUGAAAACUAACGAGUAUUAUGUUAUGAAGAACAUUUUUCAGGUUUGCACAAAACUGUUAGAAAUUUCAUAAAAUCUGCAAUUUUAAUAAUUGUUUUCUGAUGAAAAUGCCAUAAAAAUUAGUACCUAAUAAAACUUGUUGACAUAGCUACUGUUUAUAUUUGAUCUGCCAAAUCCAGGACAGUGUUUUGUAUAUUUUUCUUUCCAAAUUGUGCAUAAAUGAAAUAUGCUGUCUGUGUUCUUAAUUAAGUAAACUUUUGUGUAUAGAUAAUGAAGAAUGGAACAGUAUAGUUUUGUAUAACAAUCUAAAAUAGGAAAUUUGACUGAGGGGAGGUAACUCAAACAAUUGUGAAAAACUGAAAGACUGCAUUAGAAUUUUGUGUAUUCAGAGACCUGAAGGGUUUCAGAGUGAAUGUUGAUGAAAGAAAUGUAAUAAAAUUGCUGUCAGUUGUUAAAAAUUACAAAAUUCACACAUUAAAACAGAAAUAAUUUAACUUGUUAUAUGAUUGCUUACCACCAUUUAGUAAGCCAACCCUUUUUGUUGCUCUAAAGGUAGACCACAAGACAUAGAGGUAGUAUUCACGAUCUUCAACAAGAUGAUGGAUUUGACGUAGGAGAGUAAUUAUGUCUGAAUUCAGUCAUCCCUAGUCACUGAUUUAUUUUUGAAAUUAUCGCCGACUUUUAAAAAACCAGCUGAUAAUGGUGCAAAGUCUAGGGACACUGGUUAUUAUAACUGAAUGCAUAACAAAUUGUGAAAUCAUUUAUUUUCAUGGUAGAUUAAUUUGUGUUGUUGGGCCAAUCCACAGCAUGUAAUUUCAAGGAAGUAGUAAAUUUAAUUUAAUUUCAUAAUGAUUGAAAUACAUUUUUUGCAAACAAAUCAGACAAAUAAAACAGGUGUCAGCUGUCUGAGUCUGGUUUCUCUUCUCAAUAAUUAGUUUUCAUGCACAUGCAUUUAAAUUAUUUUUUAAAAAUAGGUAUACCAUACAUUCAGUAACUUCAGGUGUAUUUGUGUAGUUAGAACAUUUUAAGUAUGCUACAUCAUAGCUAAACUGAUGUAAUAAUUUGCUUUCAAAAAUAAUAGUUACAUUCAUGGGAUGAACCUGUUCUUAGCAUCAAUCAUUGAAGAAAAAAUGCUCAUUUAUUAUUUAUCUUUUAUCUAUUAGUUUUGAAUUUAUCCACCAUAUGUGUUUUUUUUUCAACUGCAAUAAAUGGACCAUAACA